This is a messenger RNA of Miscanthus lutarioriparius, 363 nucleotides long. Lineage: Eukaryota; Viridiplantae; Streptophyta; Magnoliopsida; Poales; Poaceae. The record is from the annotation of a GenBank genome assembly.
AUGGAAUCCGACGCCGAGGAGGAGGCGGCGGCGACCCCGGCGGCGGCGGGGGCACCAGGCGCUAGGAGGCUGAAGGGGAGCCCGGAGCUGACUGUGGACGCGGACAUGCGGGAGAUGGCGAAGACGGCCGCGUGGAGCGUCAUUUCCUGCAAGGCCGGCAACGGCGUCGCGGCACUACGCGACGACAACCUCGACACCUACUGGCAGUCUGAUGGGGCGCAGCCGCACCUGGUGAGCAUCCAGAUCCAGAAGAAGGUGCAGCUGCAGGUAAUUCAAAUAGCUGAGGAACUUGUAGUUGCAAUUGUUAAUUAUGCACCUUCCUUAAUACGAAAACAGAUAAUGUACCUCUCUUCAACUGUGUGA